Molecule: messenger RNA, 809 nt
Organism: Cicer arietinum (chickpea)
Lineage: Eukaryota; Viridiplantae; Streptophyta; Magnoliopsida; Fabales; Fabaceae
Source: RefSeq, a predicted model, not a curated record
AAAGUGAGAUGCUUCCAGUACGCUCUUAGAUGUUUCUCUAAAGUGUCUUUCCCUUUCAAUAUCCGCCAAAAAAUGUCAUCCUCAUCCAAUCCCACAAACCUAUAUCCAUUUCCCUUUUCUGAAUCAAACCUUAAGAUACCAAGCAAAAACUAUAGCCACACAAUGAGCCUUGGGACUCCAGAAACAUCACAAAACAAUGAAGAAAAAGGAGCAACAAUCGAACUUCAUGUUCAAGGAUUCUAUAAGCUCUAUGUUGAACUCUUUAAAGGGGUUCCACCUUUAACAACUGAAAAGGGUUUUAUUAUGUCACCAAAGUUUAGAUACAAGUUAAAGGUUCCUUUUUUCUUUCUCACAAAUUAUAAUGCUCAUUUUUGUGCCCUUUUUGUCUCUCAAAAAUUGGCAAAAUUACCCAUAAGUCUUGGUUUGGCUACAUAUAUAGAACCGCAUAUUGUUCAGAAUGUUAUUUCAUUGGGAAAAAGGAGUCUAGACAAGGAGUUUAAGGUUGUUUUUGAUGUUAAGGUUGUUGAAAUUGAUUUGGCAGAUAAUCGUGAGUGUGAUGGGUUUCGUAAACGUGGUCUCAUUUAGAAGGAUCAAGUUUUGAAGAUAGAUUGUAAACUGUGUUUGUGAGUUAGUGCUUCGGUAACCGAGACAAUAGAUUAUUUAUUGUUCACAAAUGCUUAAAAAUUACUUCAAAUUUUAACUAUGGUAUGCGAUAUUCAUCGAAAAUAGAAGUUGAUUUUUUUUAGUUUCGAAAAUAGAAGUUGUUCUUAGAAUUUUGAAGAAUUAAUCCAUAGUGUCCCACUUUAUAA